Penicillium longicatenatum is the source of this 1047-nucleotide messenger RNA. Its product is annotated as trihydroxytoluene oxygenase. Gene Ontology annotation, biological process: L-methylmalonyl-CoA metabolic process. Gene Ontology annotation, molecular function: methylmalonyl-CoA epimerase activity. The transcript has 5 exons. Bases 1 to 1047 code for a protein of 348 amino acids. Gene Ontology annotation, cellular component: mitochondrion. The record is from RefSeq and is a predicted model, not a curated record. Lineage: Eukaryota; Fungi; Ascomycota; Eurotiomycetes; Eurotiales; Aspergillaceae.
AUGACAAUCCCAGCGAACCACGGUGCCUCUAUCGAGGACAUCAUCGCGAUCGGACCCGAGUCUGAAAGUGUGCAGAAAUGGCGUGAGAGAUGCGCAAUCAAGACUGACGCCCAGAUCCGGUUGGUGAAACUGGCGCACAUGCGUUACCAGCACCCCGACCUAGAUGAGAUUACUGUUUUUCUACAAGACUUUGGUAUGACCAUUGCCAAGAAGAAUGACGACGAAAUUUGGUUUCGGGGCUAUGGAGUGGACCCUUAUGUCUACUAUGCGAUGAAGGGACCUAAGAAGUUUCUGGGAGGUGCUUUUCAAGUUGAAUCCUAUCAAGAUCUAGAGAUGGCAACAAAGCUCCCUACAGCGAGCGAGAUCCAAGAGAUGACAGAUGCUCCGGGUGGAGGCCAUAUGGUGACUUUAACAGAUCCUGAAGGAUUUGCAAUGAACCUGUUCUAUGGACAGACACCAGCCGUUCCUGGUGUAUAUCCAGCAAAGCUCGAGAUUAAUUAUGAGAUCGACAAGCCUAGAGUGCGUAGGUUCCAACGGUUCCAGCCAGGCCCCGCUGCAGUUCAUAAGCUUGGUCAUUAUGGAGUUUGCACCACAAAGUUCGAAGCCCUGGUCGAAUUCUACACCAAGAAUUUCAACAUCGUUCCAACCGACUUUCUCUAUGUCGAGGUAGAAGGAGCCAAGAAGAACGUCGCCUUAUUUGCCCACAUCGAUCGUGGCGACGAACACGUCGACCAUCACUCAUUCUUCAUGAGCUCGAAUCCAACAGCCCACGUGCAUCACUGCUCAUUCGAGGUCCACGACUUUGACACACAGAAGCUGGGCCACCAAUGGCUCGCCCAGAAGAGCUACAAGUCUGUCUGGGGUGUUGGUCGCCAUAUUCUUGGUAGUCAACUCUUUGAUUAUUGGUGGGAUACUACAGGCAACAUGAUUGAGCAUUACGCCGAUGGAGACUUGGUGAAUGACCAGACCCCAAUAGGUUAUGGUCCUGCGGGUGAUGAGUCGCUGGCUGUCUGGGGGCCCGAAGUGCCUUCUUGGUUCUUGAAAUAG